Cygnus atratus (black swan) is the source of this 2322-nucleotide messenger RNA. RefSeq names its product neuronal differentiation 1 (gene NEUROD1). Bases 101 to 1180 code for a protein of 359 amino acids. The transcript has 2 exons. Gene Ontology annotation, molecular function: protein dimerization activity. Lineage: Eukaryota; Metazoa; Chordata; Aves; Anseriformes; Anatidae. Gene Ontology annotation, biological process: regulation of DNA-templated transcription; nervous system development. The record is from RefSeq and is a predicted model, not a curated record.
ACACGCGCGGUGCCCUCGCACGGAGCGGGCGCCGGCAGCGGCGGGGUUAUGCGACCGGCGCCGCGCUGCACCGGCUGAGGAGCGGAGGCAGGCGCUCGCCAUGACCAAGUCGUACAGCGAGAGCGGGCUGAUGGGCGAGCCCCCGGCGCAGGGCCCCCCGGGCUGGGCGGACGAGUGCCUCAGCUCGCAGGACGAGGAGCACGAGGCCGACAAGAAGGAGGAGGACCUGGAGGCGCUGCCCGCCGAGGCCGAGGAGGACCCGCUGCGCAACGGCGAGGAGGAGGACGAGGAAGAUGACCUGGACGAGGAGGAGGAGGAGGACGACGACGACGACGACGACGAGCAGAAGCCCAAGCGGCGGGGCCCCAAGAAGAAGAAGAUGACCAAGGCGCGCAUGGAGCGCUUCAAGCUGCGGCGCAUGAAGGCCAACGCCCGGGAGCGCAACCGCAUGCACGGGCUGAACGCGGCCCUGGACAACCUGCGCAAGGUGGUGCCGUGCUACUCCAAGACGCAGAAGCUCUCCAAGAUCGAGACGCUGCGCCUGGCCAAGAACUACAUCUGGGCGCUCUCCGAGAUCCUGCGCUCCGGCAAGAGCCCGGACCUCGUCUCCUUCGUGCAGACCCUGUGCAAGGGCCUGUCGCAGCCCACCACCAACCUGGUGGCCGGCUGCCUGCAGCUCAACCCGCGGACUUUCCUGCCCGAGCAGAGCCCGGACGUGCCGCCGCACAUGCCGGCGGCCGGGGCGCCCUUCGCGGCGCCCCCCUACCCGUACCAGUCGCCGGGGCUGCCCAGCCCGCCCUACGGCACCAUGGACAGCUCCCACCUCUUCCACCUCAAGCCGCCGCACGCCUACGGCGCCGCGCUCGAGCCCUUCUUCGAGGGCGGCCUCCCCGACGGCGCCAGCCCCGCCUUCGACGGCCCUCUCAGCCCGCCCCUCAGCAUCAACGGCAACUUCUCCUUCAAGCACGAGCCCGCCGCCGACUUCGACAAGAGCUACGCCUUCACCAUGCACUACCCCGCCGCCUCCCUGGCCGCCGCGCCCGGCCACGCCGCCGCCGUCUUCUCGGGCGCCGCCGCCCGCUGCGAGCUGCCCCUGGACGGCCUGGGGGCGCCCUACGAGGGCCACCCGCCCCACGAGCGGGUCCUGAGCGCCCCGCUCAACGCCAUCUUCCACGACUGACCCCCGCCACCCGCCCGGGCCGCCGAAACCGCAAGCAAUAAUUAGGAUCUAUGCAAUUUUUAACCUAGCGAUGGGCCAAUUACGAAGUAUAUAGGAGAUCUCUAUUUUUCAACCAACGUUUUCCUACUUGUUACCUUUCCCAUGCCGAAUUAUUUUGUUGUGAUUUUGUACAGAAUUUUUAAUGACUUUUUAUAACGUGAAUUUCCUAUUUUAAACCAUGCAGCUUCAUCGAUUUUUAUACAUACUGGAAAGGUAGAAUUAUAUCUAAUUUAUACAAAAUAAUUUAACUAAUUUAAACCAGCAGAAAAGUGCUUAGAGAAGUUAUGUUGCCUUAGCACUUCUUUCCUUUCGAAUAGUUAAAGAAAAACAAAAAAGCGCAAUCCGGGCAAUUGCUUUCCCAUGAAAGUCUUUUUUUCCUUUUUCUUUCUUUUAUUUUUUUUCCUUUUCCCCUGACAAUAAGAACCAGAUCCCUAGCUCUUGAGAAGAUAUAAGAACGAGAGACUUAUUUUCUAUUAAAACAUAUCAAUUCAACACAUGACUUGCACAAACUUGUAUAUAAAUAUUAUGAGCAAAUGCCAACACCCUUUUUAAAUCAAAAGCUGCUUGACUAUCACGUACAAUUUGCACUGUUUCUUUUUAGUCUUUGAACCCCUCUGCAUUCCGUGGUGGUUUUUUUUCUUUCAUUUUUUUUUCUUUUCAUUUUUUUUUUCUGAAGAGAACUUGAAGAUGUUAAUGUUUCCGGACGAUAUAAAUGCAUGAUUUUAUACAUAUUCACACGAUCCGUGGUUGUCAUAUAUUCAUCUUAUAAAUCGGAACCUAAAACUAAUCAGGUUGUUGAAGUUGGGCUAUAUACCUAUUGUAGUCGAUUAGUACGGUAGCUUGAAACAAAUUCAAACCAUUUAAUCCGUAAUUAGAACAAUAGCUAUUGCAUGUACAAUGCAGUCCAGAAUAAGUGCUGUUUGAAAUGUAACGCUGGUUCAACUGGAAUCAAUCUGUACUGUAAUUUUGUUUGUAAUCCUGUAUAUUAUGGUGUAAUGCACACUGGGAUUUUAGAGAACAUCCGUCCUUUUGCAACAACAUAGUAUUGAACAUUUGGUCGAAUGUUGCAUUUCUCCUUAAAUGUGAUUUUUUUUUUCUUAGUG